Molecule: messenger RNA, 6715 nt
Organism: Acanthaster planci (crown-of-thorns starfish)
Lineage: Eukaryota; Metazoa; Echinodermata; Asteroidea; Valvatida; Acanthasteridae
Gene: mapkap1
Product: MAPK associated protein 1
Biological process (GO): TORC2 signaling
Cellular component (GO): plasma membrane; cytoplasm; TORC2 complex
Molecular function (GO): phosphatidylinositol-4,5-bisphosphate binding
Source: RefSeq, a predicted model, not a curated record
GACUGGAAGGAGAGGAAACAAGAAGCCUUGGAUAAAAGGAAGAAGCCCUGGUCACAAUACUACAGCAUGGACCCUGAUCAAGGGAUCUUGGUACAGUUGAGGAUUGCAGGUGGCUGCUGGAGGGUCAUGCAUGGAGUGCAGUCAAUGUAUUAGGUGGGAAGGCAAGUCCCAGGAGCAAGAACAGGAAAAAGGACACCAUUGCAGCACUACAACAUGGAUUCUAUGGGCAGAGGAAGACUCAGAGAACUCGCUGUGUGGAGGCAAAGAGAACGGUGGUCUCAGAAACUCAAACCAUUAUGGUGGCUUUUGCCAUUAUCUGAAAAGGGCACAGUUCGGGCAAGGGUGCUGGGGGAUGUUACUGCAAACUAACGUUAUAGAAACAAGAGCAAAAGACAAGACGUAAGAUAUAAAAAAGCCCUUAAAGCAGGUACUCAGGGCACUCCAUUCUUGGAAGUCCCAAACAUAGGUUAAAAACUUAUUUCAUUAGUGGUCAGUGGGUUGUAUGCACACUUUUUAGGCAAAUAAUAGUUUUUUGGGAGGAAGUGAGGCCAAAAACAUUGCACUGAUCGACAAAGCUCUUGAUAGGAGGAAUACUUAACUAUCAUCAGUAUCCAUCUUGUGGACCAACAGGAUGCCCAGACUCCCUCAAAGGUCACAUAUGCAGGCUUCCCCAAGGGGCAGUAAGAAUAGCUAAGGACAUCAGAAGUCAUUCACAAGUCCCCUCGCAAGACCAGUCAUAUAUAUGUAAGUCCUUUCACAAGACCAAGCAACAAAGUCACCUUUCAUUUGAAGAGCUUGCACUUUCAACUGGAGGACUUGCCGUGUACUUGCAGGGACUUUUGAUGGCCUUGACUAAAGUACAAGUACAACCAUUCCAAGGGGGUGGGGGUGGAUUAUGGGAAUGCUCAGCCAAGUUUGCUUGUUGCAGACCAGGAUGCUUGAGACUGGUGCAUGUAUAAGGCAUACCUUGGGGUUAGGUUGUCAGUAGAGAUAGGGUCAGAGCAUGAGGGGCUGGCCAGAUAUCCAGGUAGACAUUUUGGAUUGGUUUCAGAAUACAUGUGCUUGUUCAUGUACAUGUGUCUGGUUGCCUUGUUCUUGUAGCCUUCAGUGUUACUCAUGAUGCUGUCUCUACUGUCAUUUCGUUCAAGUGCUGUCAUUCCUCCAGUGUCUGGGUUUACCUUGUGGCCUUCUCAUUUUGGAGAGUGAUGUGUCAAUAUACAUUUGGAGAAGGGAGGAAUUGUGAUCUCCUGGUUAAAAAGACAGAGCACCUGUUACUUUCAUUUGUGUCCCAAGUUUCCACGAUACAACCACUCUUCAAUAGGGGAUGUCCAGGGAAUAAUUUUCCCAGUAUUGCAUGGCAAUUCGCACUGCAUUUUCAUCCAUUUGCUGUGCACUUUUCAUUUAUUUUUUUUAGUUGCUGUGAUGUAACCAGAAACAUACAAGUACAUGUUCAUGUUUACGAGCGAAUCCAUUUGGUAUGAGAGAGAGGCACUCUGCAAUCACUGUCCCUGUAAUCUGAAUUGUUAAGCUAGCUGUGAAGUGCUGAUAACACAAGAAAACACAGCGUAAGCCUAUAAUAUUCAGUUGACUCUCGUUAGUACAAAAUCAGCUGUUACAGAAUUAAAUGCUUACCACCCAAUCACUGAUUUCUUCAUAAUACGAGUGGCAGAACUGGAGUGACCUCCAAUGAGAAUGUGCGCUUGCAUGACGUACUCUUGGCCAGACAUAGCUAUUCAAUCACAAAGUUGCCUUACGACAUGCUCCUUUCUCGUGCACGCGCGGCCAGGGUGCUUACUACAAAUUCAGCUGAGACCAGCUUAUCGAUUAAUUCAAUAUGCCACGUUCCAACUGGUAUCAAACAUUAAGAGAUGAAGAAAUGAAUUAAAAGGAAAAUCAUGUUUCUCCAUAGCACAAUUUGUGCGGGAAAGAAUACUUACAUGAAUGAGCCUUCAGCUGUUAAUCAGUCUCAGCUUUCACACUAGCACAUACAUGUAGGAGUACUAUGGUAAACUUCUAAACGGACCAUGAAAGUUGUUUGAUUCAUUGCCUUCAGUGCAGUGACAAUGCACAUGUAGUCAACUAGUUAGGGAGUUUAAGAUUUCAUCCACUACGUGGAUGCGAUGACCAAGCAACGAUGUGAAAAAGCAAAGACUUGUCACUUUGAGGACGAUGCACUGGCCACAGCAACUGAGCAUGCACACUAAAGAAUUUAUGUCUGUUCUGCUCUAUGGUUCGGCCGCACUGUGAUUGCGCAUUUUGGAAUCUGAAACGGCCUAUUAUCCUCACAUGUGCGCUGUUUUGUUGUGUUGUUAACGUUAUGUUACUCUCAACUCAAUCGCUCAAUUCGGACUAGACUCUGUCUGGAUUCAUUGUGGUUUUUGAUGUGGAAUAAAUGGAAUUAUUUGGAUGUAGACUCUGGAAUUAUUUUUGGAUAUUUUUGUCACGUUGUAAUUGUGUGCUGUAAAUUUGCACUGUGAUUACGUGAAAAAAACAUAGCUAUACAAGUUUAUCCAACUGCUACGCAAAAAUUAUUUUGUGUAGCAGAUUUGCUAUGCAAUUUUUUUGCUGAAAAUUAUUCCCGGGAUGUAUUGGUAAAGUUGGUGUCAAGGAUCAAGAGACAUUCACUAUUGCAUUGUGUUGUGUUUUUGUGAAACACGAUUGUCAGUUAAGAUGAAUGGAUGCAUGAAUUUUGUGCUGCACAUAUUUGCUGGGUUUUAGGUUACAGUUCGGUGCAGGCUGAUCGUUUUUUUCAUUUUCCUUGGGUCCGUAGAAUAGACCAUUUGUUAGAGGCUGAUACUUUGAAUGUGAGAUGGAUACACAACAUAUCCACGGACUGACAGUUGUCAUGGGGUUAAAUUUACCAUAUGUGUAAUUUUGUAAAUUUGUCCAUAUAUGUACUUUAGGGACCCCAAUGGAAAUAGGCCUGUGUAAUUGGCUUGCUUGGAUUAUCCCAGAAUGAAUCAACCGUAUCUUGUUUUCUCUGUGUACAAUUGUUGCUUAGUUGAUUGAAUUCUGAAUAAAAUAAUAAUAAUAAAAGAAGUAUCAGUUUUUAUGGACAGAAUUGUAUGACACAUGGACAUAAUCUUCAUGUGCAAUUACACAUGGAUCCACAGUUCUUUUGCAGGUUGGUUCUGUGCCCUUUAUCAUCAAAUGAGCUGCUGAUUUUACCAGUCAAAUGUGUUCCACACAAAGGCACUUCGACUGGUAGCAUAAUCACUCAUGCAGUGUUGUGAUCAAGUCCAGUGUACAUGUACAAGCUACACUUACAUGUAUGCUGUAUAUGUGUAUUAUAUCUGGCCUCACUUCAAGUCACAAGCCUAUCACUUGCCUGUGAUAAAGAUAUUCAUGGAUUAACACUGUUACUUAAGAUGUAGACAUCUUUGGUGAAUCCUACGAGAUUGAGGCUACCUCAGAGUAUGGCUUCCGACAGCGGUCUAACACUGCAGUACGGCUAGAGAAGCUACGCAGUGACCGGAUGGCCCAGAAGAAAUGUAAGCGUAUCCAGUGGAAAGGCGAGGCCUACAUGGAAUUUCCUGAAGAGGACUUAGAUGAGCUGUUUGCCAAAAAGACCAUUCCCAGGCAGAAUGCCAGUAAUGAAGACCGUCGCCGAUCAGUGCUGUCACUUCAGCUGGAACUGAACCCUGAUCAGGCCAACAAUCCCUUCUCAGAGUAUGCCAAGUUUGACGGCAAGGCUCAUGCAGGGAGUGCCAACAUCAAGAAGAUUGACAUCUACCUGGCCAUGUGUGAAGGAGACGCCCGCGAGUUCCCUGUCACCAUCUAUGUUGUGGGGAAUGCCAAAGUGCUUGAUCUCAUUGGGCUGAUAUGCUGGCAUUACACCAACAAGGGGUACCAGCCUAAACUUAGGCAGAACGUGGAGUCCUAUUGCCUAAUGAUUGCAGAGGAAGAUGGAGAGGUGGACACAGACUUCCCAGCCCUGGACAACCGUGAGGCCAUCUCCAAGUUCGGCUUCAACACCCUGGCGCUGGUCCCGCUGGACAUGCCAGAGGAUGGUAACAGCGAGGAGGUCCGCCAGGAGGGAUGCGUGGUGAACAUAAAAUCUUCCGACGGUGAAUCCAAAGUGGCCGUUGACAACCUUAACACCACGCUCCGCGAGAUCUUAGUGCGGGCUUUGCGGAAGCGAAAGGGGGUCAUACCAACGGCAGGUCCAGACUACAUCCUUGAGAGGGAGAAUGAGCCGGGCGUGGCCCUUGACCUGGAUACCAAGCUCUGUGACAUGACCUCCUUUGACCUGGUCAUGGUCCGUGAACACAGCAAAAGGGACUACGGCAAACAGGACAGGGUGAGGCAUGUAUCGACAAUUGAACCUCCACUGGUUCUCAGCACACAGUACAAAUCCUUCAGAAUCAACAUGCUGCACAGAUUGAGACCAACCACUGAGAUUCAGUUGGGAGUGUCCGGGGACAGGAUUGAGAUAGACCCCGUCUCCCAGCCCAAGACCACGGCCGCCAAGUUCUGGAGUAGCAAGCAGAAGGCAGUAUCCAUUGACACGGACCGGCUGGCAGCCUGCGCCAUUACAGAUGAAAAGCCCUCAGGCAAGACCAUUUUCCGCCUGACUUACAAGAGUGUCAGCCACGAUUUCAAGCACCGCGACUUUGAGACAGACCAUGCCACGGCCAAGCACAUUGUGACCAAGAUCAACCAGAUCCUGGAACUGCGAGCCAGCGCUGUACGCAACGAUUAUACAAUAUGGAAGGAUCGGCGACAUAGUACAAAGAGACACCAUGACAAGUGAGGCUCCAGAAGAAGCUUAAUCAGGGAAAGGGGGGGACUACUGUUUAUGACAUUUGUGCAGCUCUGGAUCAGUGGGAAUCAGGAGAAACACGUCUUAAAGAAGCAACAAUGUUAUGUUAUGUUAUGUUAUAAACUCCAACAGGGGCAUGGUAAGAGAAACAACUUCUUUUUUUCCUCAGCAAGUAGAGUUCUGAAAAAGUACGUUUCAUUGGGUAGUGUUUUGCUUGCCACAAAGUAGGGUAUUUGUAGUGUUUUUCGCUGGUAAUCUGUCCCAGUUGAAUGCUACUGGGGAUAGUAGGGUCAGAGUUGAGCUCCAUAGUUGUGGACCAAGUUCUGUCCAUGUUUUCUAGCUUGUUAAAGAAUGAAAGUGUGUAGUUCAUGCGAUCAUGAGCAUGAAUGCACAAAAACACUUGGCAUAAAAUAUCCACAUUUUUGUUGAGACUGACUAGAGAUUUUGGACUGAGAUUUUAUGUGUUUUGCAUUUCUAUUGUAUUUUUGUCAUUAAGAAUGGACAUGUUCUAAUUGAGUUGUGUUUCGCCCAAUCCCAAAGAGCCUGAUUUGUGUUAAUUUCUUAUUACAAAAAGUGUUACAUGUAUAGUGUUGUUUUAUGUUGAAAUAACAUACAAUUCUGGAAUUUCUGUUGUCCCAUUUUCAAAUCCAAGUAUAAGAAGUACUGUCAAAGGCAGGAGUUUCGCUUUCAUUUGGAAACAAAGAAUUAGAAUAAAGUGACAUGUUUGUGAGAAAUUUUAAGCGAAUCCUUGUUUCCUCAUACAUGUAUAUGUAAGUGUUCCUCUUGGAAGUUAAAUUUCAUUGGAAACUGGGGAAAAAAUGUAUGUAUAUGCUCCUCUGUAGGAAGUAUGAUUGAAAUAUACAAAGCAGAGGCAUUGGUAUUACAACGGAUGUACAUGGAUGCGUGUCUGUUUAGGCAUCCUUUCUCUCUUAGCAUGAAUGUACUUAACUUGUGUGCACUAUGUGAUUGUGUGCACAUUUACAUCAUGUAAAACAUUGAGGAAAUAAUGAAGUACAGCCAAAAUGCAAUUGUUGCAACAAAAAUAAACACUUCGUAAUAUCAGUAUAAAGUAUGUGAGUUGACUGUGCCUAGAAAAUCUGUAUUCUGUGUCACGACACUUAAAACAAAGUAACACGUAAAGCAGACAUACAAGUACAUGUAUGUGUUUAUAUGUAAACCAAAUAUAAAGGGGUGCACAGAAUGUGAAUGCGGAAUUGUUGUCUUGAAUGUAAAAGGAAAAACAGACUGCAGCUGAGGUUUCUAUUUCACGGGUUGCCAUGGUUUUGGCCCAUCGUUGUCAAUUGUUCAAGUUUGCCUGAAGAUGAUGACUAGCUAGUGAGAAGCAGAACUCACAGGUUGUUUAUUCUGAUUCCAUUUUCUCAAGCAGUACAUCUUGCCUGGGCAAGGGGCUAUCAGCAGUGGUUUGCGUCUUUUCCCACAAAUAAAUUGAUGUUGGAAUACUUUCAAACGUGUUUUGAUUACAUAUUUGUGGUUAAAUGAGCUUGUUUCAUAAGUCAACUCAAACUACUGAAAUACAUUUAAAUUUUUUAAAAGGAUUUUUGAAAUGGAAUUUGUUCACAGUAAGCAAUGACUAAAUGGUCCAAUUUCAAAUCCAACAUUCUAAAACCAACUUUAGCUCUGGUGUUUACAAACUGAGCUAAAUUAGUGUAACAGAUUUUUCAAAUCAAUAUGAACCUGCUCCAAGUUUGGUGUGCUGGGAAGGAGCCAUUAUCUUCAUUCAUGCGAAAUUGUUUUUUGUAAAUGAACAGAAAUUUUCAUUAAUACUCACAAAAAAGAGAAAUUGAUGUAUUGGAGUAAUUUACAAUGCACAAGAUCUGUUAGUAUCUCUGGAUGUCUAAAUUCUUUGUGUAAAGAGAUGUGCUAUAAUUAAUUUUGUUUGCUAAUAAAGGUUGAAUAAACUGGCGAUGCCAAGAUACAGAAUGAAAAAAUUGA